Anneissia japonica is the source of this 3664-nucleotide messenger RNA. Its product is annotated as tripartite motif-containing protein 2-like. Bases 145 to 2325 code for a protein of 726 amino acids. Gene Ontology annotation, molecular function: zinc ion binding; protein binding. Lineage: Eukaryota; Metazoa; Echinodermata; Crinoidea; Comatulida; Comatulidae. The record is from RefSeq and is a predicted model, not a curated record. The transcript is spliced from 2 exons.
CAAACAAUCUUUGACCUCUAAGAUAACAUUUCCAUUGGUAGCUUAUAAACUCCGGCGGAAGCCCCCACACAUGAUUUAAUUUUGGCGUACGGCCAAUCUCCUUAUAUUCGCCUUAUUUUGUAGCAAUAAAAGAUAUUAUAGAAGAUGCUUGCAAGUACAGUUAUCGAUGACUUAGAUGACCAGGUUCUAGAGUGUGCUGUUUGUAUGAAGAGACUUCGUGAACCCAAAACUCUACCAUGCCUUCAUAGCUUUUGCCGAAGUUGCUUGGCGGAUUGGAUCGAGAAAAAACAACAGCCAGUUUGUCCCACCUGCUUGGAAACUUUUGAGGCUCCUAGCGGUGGUCUUCAAAGCAUUCCACCGAACACUAUCAUAAAUAAUCUUCUUGAAUAUGUCCACCAUCUUGAAGACAACGAGGCGAAGUGUUCGUACUGCAAACUUAUUGCAGUGAAGUUUUGUAAAGACUGCACCCAGUACUUCUGCAUUGAGUGCGUCAAAAGUCACAGUACAGUGGACAUUCUUAAAUUGCAUACUAUAUUUUCACUUGAAGAACUCAGAAGCUUAACCCCAGAACAACAAGGUAUAUUAAAGCCAUCAUUAUGUAAAACUCAUAUGACGCAAUCACUCAAAUUCUACUGUAAUAGCUGUAACGUCCCUGUCUGCGUUGAGUGUACUGUCAUCGAACACAAAAAAUGCCACAGUGAGGACAACGUCAUACAAAUAUCAGAUGCUUUCAAUGAAUUCAAGAAAAAUGCUUCAGAAUUGCUCAACAGAGGUGAAGAAUAUGAGCUCAAGCUUCAAGAAAGAAAAUCUGAAAUGCAGAAGAGGUUGCACCAAUUUGAAAUGGAGCGUAGCUUCUGCGAAAGUAGAAUUAACAGAGCUGUUGAUAAAGCCAUAAGAAAGCUUGAGUGCAACAGAGAACAACUCAAAUUAAGUCUUAAAGGGAUACAUGAUGAGAAAACCCUGAAGAUUAAUGAACAUAUUCAAGAAAUGGAUUCAAGUAUUAAAGAUCUUUCGCACAGGAAAAAGGUAGUGAGCAUGUCAAUGAGAUGUCCAGAUCUUGGAGCAGUUAUGGAAUCACAGGAUCAGGUACUGGAGAAACUAAAAUCAACAAUCGAAUCUGCUCCAGUCGUUCCUCGUGAUGGUAUUGAUACAUACAAUACUGUGCUCCAUUUUCAGCAAAUAUUUCAUGAAAUUGAGUUUGGAUACGUUAGUCAAACAGAUGACUUGCAUAAGGUGUUCGAAAUCGAAAACAAUGGCAAGGUUAAUGUUACGAAGGACCAACCAUUUGAUGUUAAAAUAACAGCACCUGUGCCGGACAAAGAAGACGAAAUAUUUGCGGAGCUGAAAGCUCAGUCGGGUGAAGAGGUGUUGGCCAAAGUAGAAUAUCUCGGACAAGGAAAAUAUAAAGCAGAAUGCCGCUGUCCAGAAUCAGGCAUGUGGAUGCUACAUGUUUCAUUGAAUGGCGUAAAUAUCAGUGGAUCGCCCAUGCACAUUAGUGUAGAAAUUGAAGGUUUAGUUCGCGUGAUUGAUGAUUUCGCAAUUCAUAAAACAGAUAACAAACAAGGAAAAGUUACGGAUGUAAUGGUUGAUAAAGAAGGGUAUCUCUUGGUUUCAAGCUCUAGUCAGGAAGUACUUAGAUUCGAUCAGAAAACGGGAAAAUAUGUAGAUAAGAUUAUAAUGCCGCCUGGAGCAACAGUAUACACGAUGUGUGGCAUAGGGACAGAUGAUUAUAUAAUAUACAGUGAUAAUAGAAACAAAUGCGUUACCAUAUGCCAGAAAGAUGGGACUACCGUUAGGUCGAUUGGCAAGGGAGUCAUCACGUUCGCUGUAGGGCUAGCUCUGGAUGAGGUCACGCGUGUACUAUACGUCGUUGAUCGUGAAGCGCAUUGCGUACUGAAAUUUAAUGUUGAAACCGGAGAAAUGAUAGAGAAAAUGGGAUUAAAUGGUGAAGGCGUGGGAUUCUUUAACCGACCAUAUCAUGUGGUAAUAAUUGAAGAUAAGGUCGCAGUGACCGAUUGUCGAAACAACAGGAUUCAGAUCUUAGAUAAAGUAACGAAUGUUUGGGAAGUUCUAAUUAAAGACACAGAUAAUGAUCGUAGUUUAAAGUGCCCACUUGGUAUAGUAAAUGACAAAGAUGGCAAUAUCAUUGUUUCUGGUAAUCGUAGGUUGCUUAUGUUCGACAGAAAUGGAGUUCUUCUAAAAAGACUUGAUACCUACACCGAUGAGUUGCAAGUGCCAAUUGGACUAGCUAUUACAUCAUAUCGACCAAGGAGUGUGGCCGUGGCAAAUUACAAGGCCAACAAUAUAAAAAUAUAUAAUUAUUAAGGGAAAAUGGAUAAAAAUAAUAUCCUAGUCUCUGGAUUUAGAUGAUACACGCAUAGCAUGUUUCAAGGUCUGUCCACAUUAUCAAAUUUCGUGUGAUGUGCUUAUAUGUAUGGACAUGAUGAUGAUUUAAUAUUACACCCAAAUAAUGGCAUGUCACAUUUUGUUGUCAUUUGUCACAUAACAUUUGAUAGUGUGGACUUUAGUCAUUCUUCAAUCUGCACACAGUGGCGUAACGAUGGGGUUGGGGCCCUGUGGCUUUCUGAAACUUGGGCCCUUUUUGGAUCCUGUCGCCAAUUCCAUCGUGGGAUUUUAGAUGUGCUCGUUUUUUAAUCAUGUUUGCAUUGUUAUUCUAUACGACGAAUAAAUGAUAUAAUAUCAGUGGCGGAUCCAGGUAUUUGAAAUAAAGGUGCCAGGGAGGGACUUUGACAGUUGGAGAAAGCUAUACCAUCUUAGCCCCACCAUGUUUGGGACCGAGGUAAGACAAUUUAUGAUUAUGGCAGGUCUAAAUUGCUGGAAAUGGCACUCACAGACAUAAAUAAAUGUUAAUAUAAUUUUCUUUUUAUCGCCAUUUAAAAAUAUUUCAAAAACUUAGUGGGGCCCUGGGUCCACUCCCCCCCCCCUUUUUUAAAAAUUAUUAUUCCGCCACUGGAUAUAAUGAAUUGUGUGCUACAAACGAUUUCAGAAACACAUUAUGCUGUUGCCCUUGGUGCAGCUGAGAUAAGAAAAUAUAUGAUUAAGGCACGUCUAGAUUGCCGAAAAUGGCAUUGACAGACUUAAAAUUGUCAAUAUAAUUUUCUUUUUAUCUCCAUUUUUAAUUUUUUUUGUUGACAAACUUUGUGGGGUCCAAUGCCGACAAGACGCCCUCCCAUUUAAUCCGCCAUUGGAUAUAAUAUUAUAUGUCCUGCAUCGAUUUCAGAGACACAUUAUGGCGUUAUGUAUCAACAAAGUCCUUUUUGGUCAGGAUGCUAGAUCGAGGAACAUAUGGGUAGAGCCCCUUCGGGGCACCUAGGGAUCGGGUGUCCUGCGAACCGCCUCAUGAUAGCGCAUAGGCGUGGGUCCUACUAAAUACCACAAGGACCACACGGGACCUCUAGGGGGUAUCGUUACGCCACUGUCUACACACAUAGGUCAACUAAGUAUACUAUGGCUGGUCGGUAAUAUAUAUAUUUGAAAAAAAUAGCAAAUAGCUACAUAAGUUUGAACAUUAAUUAUUGUAUCUUUUACUAAUGAAUAGUAAGUUACAUUUUAACAGAAUUUAUGUAUAAGCCUAUAUAUAUAUAUAUACAGUAUAUAUAUAUAUAUAUAUAUGUAUAUAUAUAUAUAUAUAUAAUAAUAAUAA